Eurytemora carolleeae is the source of this 1304-nucleotide messenger RNA. RefSeq names its product dynamin. Gene Ontology annotation, cellular component: cytoplasm; synapse; plasma membrane. The record is from RefSeq and is a predicted model, not a curated record. Gene Ontology annotation, biological process: receptor-mediated endocytosis. NCBI's taxonomy places the organism in Eukaryota, Metazoa, Arthropoda, Copepoda, Calanoida, Temoridae. Gene Ontology annotation, molecular function: GTP binding; microtubule binding; GTPase activity. The transcript is spliced from 8 exons. Bases 172 to 1293 code for a protein of 373 amino acids.
GUUUCAGUUUACUCCCAGUUUCCGCGCAUGAUUCUUUAGAACCGUCCUCAGUGAUUCAGCUGCCAGAGCUGCUAGUAUUGAUCUAGUGUAAACCUGCUGAUGUUCGAGGUUCUCAUCACGUGAACAGGAGUAGAAAUAUUAUUGUAGAACCAGUAGAUUAAUCUCGUCAACAUGUCGGGAAACCAGGGGAUGGAGUCCCUCAUCCCCAUCAUCAAUCGGAUGCAGGAUGCCUUCACCCAGCUCGGCGUUCAUAUGGCGAUUGACCUCCCGCAGAUCGCUGUGGUCGGCGGUCAGAGUGCAGGAAAAUCGUCUGUGCUGGAAAAUUUCGUCGGAAAGGAUUUCCUUCCCCGUGGUUCUGGUAUUGUAACCAGAAGACCUCUUAUCCUACAACUUAUCAACGGUCCUACAGAGUAUGGAGAAUUCCUUCACUGCAAGGGACAAAAGUUCAUGGACUUCCUUUCUAUCAUGAAGGAGAUAGAGGACGAGACUGACAGGGUGACCGGGAGCAACAAGGGGAUCAGUAACCUUCCAAUCAAUCUCAGGGUUUACUCUCCGCACGUUCUCAAUAUCACUUUAAUCGAUCUGCCUGGUUUGACCAAGAUGGCUAUCGGGGACCAACCUUCGGAUAUAGGAGAGCAAAUCAGAGACAUGAUUAUGACCUACAUAUGUCGGGAAACCUGUUUGAUAUUGGCCGUGACCCCGGCCAACACUGACUUGGCAACCUCUGACGCGCUCCAGCUAGCUAAGCAAGCAGAUCCGGACGGUUUACGAACUAUCGGAGUGUUGACCAAACUAGAUCUUAUGGAUGAGGGAACUGACGCUAAGGAGGUUCUAGAGAACAAGCUUCUUCCUCUCAGGAGAGGAUAUGUAGGAGUUGUGAACCGUUCUCAGAAAGAUAUUGAAGGAAAGAAGGAUAUUAGGCUUGCAGUUGCUGCAGAGCGGAAGUUCUUCCUCUCUCAUCCUGCUUACCGACACAUGGCGGAUAGGUGCGGAACCCCAUACCUUCAGAAGCAACUGAACCAACAGCUUACAAACCACAUCCGUGAAUCCCUUCCCGCUCUUCGUGACAAACUUCAACGUCAGCUCCUAAGUCUAGAGAAGGAGGUCGAACAGUAUAAAUAUUUCAGGCCAGAUGACCCAAGCAUCAAGACAAAAGCUAUGCUGCAAAUGAUUCAGCAGCUGCAGCAAGAUUUCGAGCGCGCUAUUGAAGGAAGUGGAAGCGCGGCAGUGAAUACACUAGAGCUCAGCGGCGGAGCUAAGAUUAAUCGUCUUUUCCAUGAGAGGUAUAAUUAAAUCUUCUAAAG